Meloidogyne enterolobii is the source of this 726-nucleotide messenger RNA. The record is from the annotation of a GenBank genome assembly. Lineage: Eukaryota; Metazoa; Nematoda; Chromadorea; Rhabditida; Meloidogynidae.
AUGGCAUGGGAAAUCAUUGGAGCAAUACCAAAUCAAAAGAAGAAACAUCUACUUGUCUUCCAUCUUCUUCCGCAAAAGGCAUCGCGAAUAAUAGAAUGGAGUAGAUCUCGACAUCUAUCAAAAAGACUUACCUUCGAAAUUAACAAAAUAGAAGGAAAGAACGAUCCGACAAAACCACCAAAAGUAGCAACAACAGUACGACCAGAGCCUAAAAAGGAACCAAAAGUACGAAAAUUUCCGCCAAACGGGCCCGAAUGUGAGGAGCUUCGAAUUCUUUUUUCAACGGAAUUCUAUGACUUGUUAACAAUCGUUCCUCCUACUACGACCACGACUACCACAACAACUUCCACUCAAACGACAACUACAACGGUUACAACUGAAAAACCUAAAGGCUCUGUGUUGACUAUCAUCUUUGUGAUUGUUGUGGUUCUUCUGUGUAGCUCUUGUGGUGGGGCAAUUGUCUACUUUGUCUUCUUGAAGAAGGGCGGCGACUCUGAUGGAGACAAAUCAAAGAUGGACGAUAAAGGCACAAAAUCUAAAAAGGACGACAAAGACAACAACUCAAAAACGGACAAGGACUCCAAAUCUGCCAACUCGGAAGCAGAGACGAAUUCAAAAGUGAAGGAUGCUGAAGAAGGCAAAAAGAAGGAAACUAGUUCUACUGCAAUUGAAGAGGCAAAGUCUAUGGGAAAAAUAUAAAGUAUAAAGGGAUCAUGAAGGGGAUAA